This is a messenger RNA of Encephalitozoon hellem ATCC 50504, 726 nucleotides long. RefSeq names its product translation initiation factor 6. Gene Ontology annotation, molecular function: ribosomal large subunit binding. The transcript has a single exon. Gene Ontology annotation, biological process: maturation of 5.8S rRNA; ribosomal subunit export from nucleus; cytosolic ribosome assembly. Bases 1 to 726 code for a protein of 241 amino acids. Lineage: Eukaryota; Fungi; Microsporidia; Unikaryonidae. Gene Ontology annotation, cellular component: cytosol; nucleolus; preribosome, large subunit precursor. The record is from RefSeq and is a predicted model, not a curated record.
AUGUCGUACAGAAUAGACUUCGAAGGCAGCUCUGAGAUAGGUGCAUACAUGGCACUCACGAACACAUACUGUGUUGUUGGAAGGAGCCAGUCGAACAACAUGCUCAAGUUCCUCCAGGAGAACGUUUCGAUUCCAAUUGUUGAGACAACCAUUAACAGCAUCCGGAGCGUCGGGUCGCAGUGCAGAGGAAACAAGCACGGACUGCUUGUUCCACACACGAUAACAGACCAAGAGAUCAUGCAUAUAAGAAACACCUUGCCGGAGAAUGUCGUGGUAAGGCGAAUUGAAGAGAGACUUAAUGCUUUAGGAAAUGUGAUUCUUUGCAAUGACCAUGUUGCAAUUAUACAUGCAGACCUCGAUGGGGAGUCUGAGGAUCUCAUCAAAGAUGUCCUGCAGGUUCCUGUAUACAGGCAUAACAUAGGGCAUGAGCCACUUGUUGGAACCUUUGGAGCAUUGAACAACCAAGGGAUGCUAGUCCAUCCCUUCACCAGCCAGGAGUGCCAAAAGGAGCUUAGUGAGCUUCUUGAGGUGAACGUGAUUGCAGGGACGGUCAAUGGAGGGAGCUCGUGCAUUGGGGGUGGUGUUGUUGCGAAUGAUUGGAUGUGCAUUGCCGGUGCGAAGACUACCAAUGUGGAGAUGACGGUGAUCGAAAGUGUGUUUGACCUCAGUGGAGAUCAAGAUCUGGAAGCUCGGCGAAGAGCCAUAGUGGACACCAUCGUCAGAUGA